Messenger RNA from Rhipicephalus sanguineus (brown dog tick), 1325 nucleotides. RefSeq lists its product as uncharacterized. Bases 178 to 1152 code for a protein of 324 amino acids. Gene Ontology annotation, molecular function: metalloendopeptidase activity. The record is from RefSeq and is a predicted model, not a curated record. NCBI's taxonomy places the organism in Eukaryota, Metazoa, Arthropoda, Arachnida, Ixodida, Ixodidae. The transcript is spliced from 11 exons. Gene Ontology annotation, biological process: proteolysis.
ACGCAAACCACACAGGCAAAUACAACGGAUGAAACUUCCAACUCCAGCAAGACCGGUAACACGACUGCAGAUCCGACAUCAAGAGAAACAGCACCAUCAAACCGGACGGCGACGGCUACGCAAACUGCAAAGCAAAAUACAACUGUGGAAGCCUCAAACUACACCGAGCCUGUUAACAUGACCGGAGGCGUAAACAUAUCUGUCAGGGUUUACUUCUUCUACGAUUUCGAAUUUGAAAUGCAAGCAUACAACCGGGACCAAGGAGACUGCAAAGAAAUAAAGAAGUAUCUCCAAGCGCUGUUAGCGAGCGCUGAACUUCGCUUCCAGCACCUCAAGAAUGGCACACUGACAUUUCUGUUUGCGGGGCUUAAUUUACUGAAAUUUCACGAAGCCUCACAGAUCAGGGAGGUGCAAGGGGAGUCGUUAACGGUUUCAACACUUUACAAGUUCCAACGAUUCAUACAGGAAAAAUAUAGACGAUUACAUCAUUCAACGGACAUAUUUGUCUAUAUUUCAAACCGCACCAUGAUUUCGGAAUUCGACAGUACGAAUGCAUCUUUCGGAUACGCCUACCAGUCCGGGAUCUGCACGGGAAACAACGUAGCAGUGGUGCGGGACAGCGCUGUUAGUUACACCGGUUCUGCUGCAUUGGCACAAAAGAUCGCACUGCUGCUCGGAGCUUCGUGGGAUGUGAACAGUACAACCCCGGGAUGCAUGAGAGAAGACGGUUAUCUCUUGUCUACAGACAACGGCACUUCAAAGCACUACAACAUGUCGAAGUGCAGCCAGGAAACUAUGUUUGGGAAUAUUACGUUGAAAAGAAAUAAAAGUGCAACGUGCCUGAGUAAAGCCGGCAUGCUUCCAUGGAAAUAUCAACUCCCGUCAGCAAUGUUCACGAGCCGAGAAUACUGCAGAAGCUUCUACUAUACUAAUCCCUACGUCCAGGACUGUUCGAUAGAGCAGCGGUCAACUACUUAUCUCCCGGAUUGCCAGGUGUGCUGUUCCAACACGACUCUUCUUUAUGGGCCGGUAAUUAGCACCGUUGCUCCGGAUGGAAGAAAAUGUGGUGGGAAUAAUCAAAUCUGCAUCGGAGGGGAAUGCGUCAACGACCCUCGAGUGCCCGUGACAUCGGCCAACGAUAGCGCCAUUUGAGCGGUGACAACGACAUAUGUAUUGGUAUUAUGUACAUUACAACACCAUCCCAUAACGGACGAUCACCUGCACAGAAACCUGUGACGGCACCCGGACACCAUUUGAUUAUCAUGUUGCGAAAAUUGUGCCUUCAGUAAAUGCAUGCCAUUCAGAUCAAAAAUAAAGUUAUAUUA